This is a messenger RNA of Diospyros lotus (date-plum), 2437 nucleotides long. Its product is annotated as K(+) efflux antiporter 5. Bases 360 to 2087 code for a protein of 575 amino acids. The transcript has 20 exons. The record is from RefSeq and is a predicted model, not a curated record. Gene Ontology annotation, molecular function: potassium:proton antiporter activity. Gene Ontology annotation, cellular component: membrane. Lineage: Eukaryota; Viridiplantae; Streptophyta; Magnoliopsida; Ericales; Ebenaceae. Gene Ontology annotation, biological process: potassium ion transmembrane transport; proton transmembrane transport.
UGGAUCUAGACCCACCUGACAAGAGAACGGAUACAAAACUAGCCAAUCGUCUUCCUUGACCUUGGUUUGCAGGUCUACGUGAACCAGUUGAUGACCAUUUCUGGAAGAUCAUAUAACAGUAAAAAAAUUUCGCACUCCUUUCCCAAGCCAAGAUCGCCAUGAAUGGAAUAGCUUAUGCUCUAACUCAUAUGCCGGAGAAAGCCUAAUUCACGCCACGCGCCUACGAUCCCGCCCUCGCCAGUUUAACCACCAAACCUGCCUUUUUCUCUUUCCUCGCCUUCGAUCUACGAAAUCACUGCAAGGACUGAUCUAUUGACAGGCACCCUCUCGCUGUGCGCGUUGAAUUGCGUUUUGCUACAAUGGCGAGGGUCUGUGCACAAGUGGAAUCAUCUGGAUUUCGAAUCUCAUUGCUGUUGAUUACUCUUUGCGCGAUGGCCUCCGUUUCGGCGAGAUCUGAUCAGGAAAUUAGGGAAAAGUUCUUCGGCGAUCUGUCUCUCAACUUGUCGUCGCCUAACGCCGGUGACGGAAGCAUCGCCAAGAUGUUCGACCGUGUUCUAGAGAAGGAGUUCUCGGAAAAUGACCAGCCCGAAGGUUCUGAUGGAAGCAGUUUCAACAGCAGUGUAGCUGAUCAACAAGCUGAACUGGAAACUGUAGCUAAAAUUACCCAUGAGAAGGGGAAAAAGAAUGAAACUCAGGAGGCGAAUAGUACGAGGGCAUUCCAGUUUCAUGAUGUUUUUUCCCUGGAAAAUGAAGGUUCUGAUGACAUGACAACAUUGAUAGACAAGAAGGAUAACGUAUUUGUGAUGUCAAACAAGAAAUCCAAAUAUCCAAUUCUUCAAGUGGAUUUAAGGCUGAUUUCAGACUUGGUGGUGAUUAUAGUUUCUGCUGCCAUUGGUGGGAUUGUCUUUUCUUGUCUAGGACAACCGGUAAUUGUUGGUUAUCUUCUUGCGGGUUCACUAAUUGGUCCUGGAGGUUUGAAGUUCGUCAGUGAAAUGGUCCAGGUUGAGACUUUUGCUCAGUUUGGUGUGGUCUUCCUUCUAUUUGCUUUGGGAUUGGAGUUUUCUUUGACAAAGUUAAAAGUUGUUGGUCCAGUUGCUGUUCUUGGAGGGCUACUUCAGAUAGCUAUAUUUAUGUCCCUGUGUGGCAUAACUGCUAUGUUAUGUGGAGCAAGGUUAUCAGAGGGUGUAUUUGUUGGUUGUUUCCUUUCUAUGUCGUCAACAGCUGUGGUGGUGAAAUUUCUGGUGGAGCGAAACAGUAAUAAUGCUCUUCAUGGUCAGGUUACAAUUGGGACACUUAUUUUUCAGGAUUGUGCUGUUGGUUUAUUAUUUGCUUUGCUCCCAGUUCUGGGUGGUAAUAGUGGCAUCUUGCAAGGAAUGAUCUCAAUGGGAAAGCUGUUGGUCGUCUUGUCCGUUUAUCUCUCUGUUGCAUCUGUAUUAACUUGGUCAUUUGUUCCUCGCUUUCUAAAGCUGAUGAUACAGCUGUCAUCUCAGACAAAUGAACUUUACCAGCUAGCUGCAGUUGCAUUCUGCUUAUUAUCUGCUUGGUGCAGUGACAAGCUCGGCCUUAGUCUUGAGUUGGGUUCAUUUGUGGCUGGAGUUAUGAUAUCAACCACUGACUUUGCGCAGCAUACUUUAGAUCAGGUGGAACCAAUUCGUAAUCUGUUUGCUGCCCUCUUUCUUUCGAGUAUUGGAAUGCUCAUACAUGUGCAAUUCUUGUGGAGCCACGUCGAUAUAUUACUGGCAUCUGUUAUUCUGGUUAUUGUUGUCAAGACUACCAUUGUUGCUGUUGUUACUAAGGCCUUUGGAUAUAGCACUAGGACAUCAUUUCUUGUUGGAGUAUUGCUUGCUCAGAUUGGAGAAUUUGCUUUUGUUCUCUUAAGUCACGCCACAAAUCUUCAUCUUGUUGAGGGGAAGAUGUACCUCCUCCUCCUUGGAACAACAGCCCUUAGUCUGGUAACAACUCCAGUCCUAUUCAAGUUGAUGCCUGCUAUGAUGCACUUGGGAGUUCUCAUGCAUUGGUUCCCACCAGAGAGCAACAUGCAGAAUGAGGAUAAAGUAGUAAUGAUCGAAGCUAACAGAUUGUUAUGACCAAUGAAGUAAUUGGCGGAGCAGCAGAAGGAUUUAUUAGAUAUAACAGGGAAGUGAAUAUUAGAUGGGUUUUGUAUCAGAGGCCAGCUUCAGCUUCAGCGCGAGAACCUGCAGAUUACACAUCAGUAUUACGUCAGAAACUCAGCUUGGAAUUAAUGCAUGUAAAUAUACAUAUAUACAUACAUACAUUCAUAUAACCUACCAUUGAGAUUACUGUAUGUAAAUAUUGAUUCUUUCCCUCACAAUUGUUUCUGCAGCAAGCAUAUACCCAAUAGCUUUUGUAAGUCCUUAACAUAUGAAAUCCGUAAAAGUUUGAUGCAAAUUCCUUGCAUGCACGCGGUCUUCUCUUU